Symbiodinium natans is the source of this 681-nucleotide messenger RNA. The record is from the annotation of a GenBank genome assembly. NCBI's taxonomy places the organism in Eukaryota, Dinophyceae, Suessiales, Symbiodiniaceae.
AUGCACUGUCAAGACAAGCUACCGGCAUGUGCCCACACGUUCAUGUUCCGCAGCUACGCCAGCAACGAGGUUGCCGUGCAAAAUGCGAGAUCGGCCGGGAUAUCUGCCAGUCUCAGCACCAGGUUUGACUUCUCUCUCGAGAAGGCAGGGAGAGGCCACACGUUGGCCUUCUCGGUGAUGGGGUCUGAGAAUGAAGAGCUACUGCUCGGCCAAGUGGAAGUGGUAAACGGCAGAGUCCUCGGUGAGACAUGGCUCUGUGUCGUUGGCUGCUUAGCGACGGGCGAGCUUUGCAGAACCGCUGCCGGCAGCAUGUUGCAGGCAAGGGCCUGUGCUGCAAGCCUACUGGAGCGAGCCGCGUUCUCGAGUGAAAUUUGCACGGAGUCCUAUUUUCCAUAUGAGAGGUUUGCUCUUUCAUUGCUUUGCAAGGCAACUGAGCGAGCUCUCACUGCAAACCGUGCGGCCCGCCUUCGCAUAGAAGAGCUGGAGACCUCCAUGGAUGCAGGCGGACGCUUGGGCCUUGGACUACAGCGAUCUGCAGCUGCAGCCCAAAGCAUUGAGGAGACCUUGGCAGAGUUGCGAGCUCUUCGUCGCCGCGAAGAGCUGGCAGUCCAGUGGAUGUCUUUCAUGGAACAGUAUGGGGGCAACGGCUUGUACCAGGGCCAUCACCGCAUUUGUACUUGA